Fulvia fulva is the source of this 879-nucleotide messenger RNA. RefSeq names its product Arsenite methyltransferase. The transcript has 4 exons. Bases 1 to 879 code for a protein of 292 amino acids. The record is from RefSeq and is a predicted model, not a curated record. Gene Ontology annotation, molecular function: methyltransferase activity. NCBI's taxonomy places the organism in Eukaryota, Fungi, Ascomycota, Dothideomycetes, Mycosphaerellales, Mycosphaerellaceae.
AUGGGCUCAACAACCAUCUACGACCAAGUCACAACGCACUAUGGCAAAGCCGCGAAAGAAGACUACGGCGACGGAUCCUACGGCGCCCGCGUCGCUGCGGAAUUCGGAUAUAGUCAAGAGGAACUGGAUUCUGUGCCGCAGGAGUCGAAUUUGGGGUUGAGUUGUGGGAAUCCGUUGGCGAUUGCGGGGAUUAGGGAGGGGGAGGUUGUGGUCGAUUUGGGGAGUGGGGCGGGCUUCGAUGUGUUCCAGGUCGCGAAGAAGGUGGGACUGAAAGGCAAGGCUAUCGGAAUCGAUUCGAGUGAUGAUAUGCUCGCCCGCGCGAACCAGAUCAAAACGAAACUCAGCCAUGGAGAUAAUGUGCAGUUCGUCAAGUCUGGGAUCACGGAUAUCUCCCUAGAGGACUCCUCGGCCGACUGCAUUAUCAGCAACUGCGUCGUGAACCUCGUACCGGAAGAGGACAAACACCUCGUCUUCACCGAAAUGGCACGCGUCCUCAAGCCGGGUGGUCGGGUCGCGAUAAGUGACAUUCUGGCCAAGGGACCGUUGCCGGAGGAGGUCAAGAAUUCGAUGGCGCUUUACGUUGGUUGUAUCGCGGGCGCGAGUCAGGUGGAGAGUUAUGAGAAGUGGUUGAGGGAGGCGGCAUUCAAAGAUGUGCUGAUUGUGUAUUCGAAGAGCGAUCUGAACGUCUACAGGCAUAGCGAUGGGACGAAUGCUGGGUGCUGUGCGCCGCCGGAGCCUGCGAAGGAGGAGAAGAAGGGGGGAUGCUGUGGGCCGAAAAAGACGUCGGUGCCGGCGCAGGCGAAGACGGUGGAGGAUUUUGGUGAUGUUGAUUUCAAUCAGUUUGCUGGUUCGUUCAAGAUCUAUGCUAUCAAGCCUUGA